Messenger RNA from Schistocerca cancellata (South American locust), 1620 nucleotides. RefSeq names its product diphthine methyltransferase. The transcript has 6 exons. Bases 277 to 1518 code for a protein of 413 amino acids. Gene Ontology annotation, molecular function: protein binding. The record is from RefSeq and is a predicted model, not a curated record. Lineage: Eukaryota; Metazoa; Arthropoda; Insecta; Orthoptera; Acrididae.
UGUGGCGUUAGUCAUGUGUUAAUUAUUAUUUUUAUAGACACAAUUUACAGUAAAGUACGUUCCUUUCAAUUAAGGAUAACCUAUAUUAACACUUUUCGUGAGCACACAUUUAAGAACAUUUUCAGAUACCUUACAUAUAUGUGUAACUGAUUUUGGUGUUGAUACUUCACUACCGUAAAGUUGUAAACUAUCGCUGAAAUUCAAACGGCUGUUCAUCACUAAGGUUAUUACAGUCUUUCUGUAAAUGAAAAAUUCUUACGCAGAAUUGUCGAUGAAAUGGUGUCUAUAACAACUCUCUCGUCAUGGGAUACCGAACUCAGUGCAGACUCUGUCGAGUGGUGUCCAUUGCCUCCAUGCCAGGAUUAUUUUGUAUGUGGAACCUACCAGCUAGAAGUAACACAAAACACAGGAACAGAGACAAAUCCUGAAAGUAACCCAGAACAAAAAAAAUAUGGCCGUUUAUAUUUGCUGAGAUUUAACUCUGAAAAUAAAAUUGAAGUUUUACAAGUCCUUGCAAUGCCUGCUGUACUAGAUAGCAAGUGGUGUCAUAAGGAAAUACAAGGGAAGAUUUUACUGUGUGUUGCAAAUGAAGCUGGCUACGUGGUUUUAUAUGAACUGAAAAACAUGAAACUCAGUGACGGAUUGCCCGAAUGUAAACCAGAGAGUGACGGGCACCAGCUUUAUAAGCUUACAGAAAUCAGCAUCUGUGCACCUGACACAAAAGGUGUUUUGGCACUUUCACUCGAUUGGUCUACUGGUCGAAGUAUUGAUAAUCCUCAUGUUUGUGUUAGCGAUUCCAGAGGAAUUAUCACUCUCGCACAGCUUAAAGAUGACACACUCGAAGUUGUACAACAGUGGAAAGCAUAUAAUGCUGAAGCUUGGAUAGCAGCAUUUGAUUACUGGAAUAGUAAUGUGAUUUACACAGGCAGUACUAACCUAAUCUACAGGACGAGUCAGAAGUCGCUGUACACCCUAUUAUGUCGAGAACCUUACAGGAAUGGGGAAACUCUAAUAUUCCAGUUGGAUACAGGUGGAGAUGACUGCAAGUUUCACACCUUCGAUUUGAGAUGUGGCGUUAGUCAACCAACAGUAACAAAUAAGAGUCACGAAACAGGUGUGACGAGCCUACACUGCAAUGCAAUGCAUCCCAAUACAUUGGCUUCAGGAAGCUACGACGAGACACUGAGGCUGUGGGACACACGUAACACACGGCAACCUAUCUCGUCACUUCCACUGGGUGGUGGAAUCUGGCGUGUCAAAUGGGAUCCCUAUACAGGGGAGCACAUCGUUGCUGCUUGUAUCUAUGGCGGUUUUCGGGUAGUUCAGUCUAAACGGGGCUGCCUGCAACUGCUCGGCGAGUACGAGGGGGAGCAUACUAGCAUUGCCUACGGAGCUGACUGGUGCCAUGCACCAUCUCCAAAGCAGGAUGACUCCUUCCUCAUCAGCACAUGUUCCUUCUAUGACCACAUGUUGUGUGUUUCUGCUGUCAGAUUGUACAAAGAUGACUGUGUAAGCUAAAACUGCUGAUAGCUGUAGCUGAGUGAAAUGAGAGAUACACUUUAUUGUACAAUGAAAGAAAAAUACAUAUAACAAUAAAUAAAUAAUUUAGCAUAUAAUGAA